This is a messenger RNA of Paramecium tetraurelia, 1114 nucleotides long. RefSeq lists its product as uncharacterized. The record is from RefSeq and is a predicted model, not a curated record. NCBI's taxonomy places the organism in Eukaryota, Ciliophora, Oligohymenophorea, Peniculida, Parameciidae. Gene Ontology annotation, molecular function: ubiquitin protein ligase activity; ubiquitin conjugating enzyme binding. Gene Ontology annotation, biological process: protein polyubiquitination; ubiquitin-dependent protein catabolic process; positive regulation of proteasomal ubiquitin-dependent protein catabolic process. The transcript has 2 exons. Gene Ontology annotation, cellular component: cytoplasm; ubiquitin ligase complex.
AUGAAACAAAAAUUACAGAAAAUUAAAAAAAUGAAGUGUUCAAUUUGUUUGAGUGAUGACUGUUAACUAUUUACAGACAAAAAUUGUAAAUGUUAAUUCUGCUUUGAUUGUGUUCUUAAUUGGAUUGAAGAGAAAAUCAAUUUAAAAUAGUAGGUCAAUUCCAUCUCAUGUUUAAACCAUAAAUGCAAGUAAAUAAUUUCCUUAGAAAACUUUCAACUAUCCAUAACGAACAAGCAAAUCGAAGAAAAGUACAUGGACAUAAUGUUAAAAAAUUAUUUUCAACAAACACAUGAUAUUAGACCUUGUCCAAACAAUAAAUGCAGUUACUAUGCAUUUCUUCCUACCAACAGAUGUGGCAAAGAAUUCUCUUGUCAAUAAUGCAAUUUUAAUUGGUUGGAUAAACAAUAUCUGUCAUAUGACAAACUAUUCCUAUUAAAACUUAAAGAUAUAAAGAGUGACAUCUUCACAUCUGUGUUCGAAUUCAUUUCCACAUAAGAAUGCCCAAGAUGCAAUUCUAAAAUAUUGAAAAAUGGUGGGUGUAGUCAUAUGACGUGUAAAAAAUGUCAAUUUUAUUAUUGCUGGAGUUGCAACAAUUAGUUGAACGAUUAGGUUCAUAGCGAAAAACUCUGCCUAAUUAGAGUGCUCAGUUAUCUAUCGAUGAUCCUUCUCAAUAUUGCUGUUACAUUUUACAACUUGGGAUGGCUGCAAUACAUAUUCAUGGCCAUCUGGUACCCACUAUACGGAUUGGGUCUCUCUUUGCUCUACAACUCCUACAUCAUCUUGCCUAUCACUAUUAUUGCCACGUUGGUGUACACUUACAAGCAAUGGCAACAGGUGACUGCAGUCAGAAAACAGAGAUUCAUCAAAUCCCAAGCAAUAACCCUAAUUGUAUAAAUCAUCAUAUCCAUACUCUUGGCCAUAGCUACCUAUUACAAUAUUUUCAAUAUUAACUUUAAUCAAGCUCUGAACUAUCAUUACUACUAAUUCAUUAUCAUCAUGUCAGGAGGUUCAAUAGUGCUGGUUGUGUUGCUGUUCAACAAUUUCUUUUAUUAAAAUUGGCUCAAAUUUUUGAUUUGAAGAUAUUUAUAUAUAAAAUUCAAUAUCUUUAUACCAA